Diversispora eburnea is the source of this 1032-nucleotide messenger RNA. NCBI's taxonomy places the organism in Eukaryota, Fungi, Glomeromycota, Glomeromycetes, Diversisporales, Diversisporaceae. The record is from the annotation of a GenBank genome assembly.
AUGACUCUAAACGUUACAAAUCCAUUCGAUAAUUACAUUAAAAUCAAAAGUCCCAAUCGAUCCGAUUACGAAGCUUAUAGCUCAAAAUGUUUCUUUUCUUAUCCUCCCAAUGGUACAGAAUUUCAAACGGGUUACCUCGGUAUUGGUCCUUCCAUAGUUUCCGGUAGAUUUCACUUACUUUAUCCUAAAAAUCGUUCAAUAAAUAUUUCAAAAAUUACUUUGGCUUUAAAAGGAGGUGAAUAUUGCGAAUUAGAUUUUGUACAAACUGUAAAUAAUACCUUUUUUGAAUCGAAUAUCGUUCUUUGGUCGUCAGCAGUUUCAGAACUAGAUCUUAGAUUCACAUUUAAACUUGACGACGAUUUACCUCCUUCCUUUACUUAUAAAAAUAUAGCAAAUAAUGUUUUAACUUGUGGAGUCACAUAUAUGUUAGAGGCUACUAUAUAUAAUAAUAAUGGUGUUCAUAAAGUGAUUAGAUGCAUUUGUCCAAUCACAAGAUGGAGUUUACCAUGUUUAGUCAAACAACCUGAAUCAUUAACUCGACCUAAAUAUAAUAAUCGACGAUGGAAUAAAUUAACUAAUUUUGGUGAUGGCAGUGGAGGAGGUGGAAAUGAAAUAGAAGAUAUUAUUUAUGAUGCAAAACUUGAAAAUAAAUCUUAUAAUAUUGGAUCAACUUUAAAUCUUUUAGUUUCAUUAAUUUUGCCCCCUACUUUUGCUUCUUCAAUAAAAGAGGUGCGAUUAGGAAUUAAAGAAUAUCAAAUUUUACAAGAUUCUGGAUAUUGUGUAAAUUUAUCAAAACAUAAGGUUGCCCAUAAUGUAUAUAAAGGAAAAGAAUUUAUUAAGGAUGUAAUAGUCGAUGAAAAAGAUAGUGUCAUUAAAGAAAAUCGAUAUUUAUUAGAUUUGGAAUUGAAAAUUCCGACGUAUGAUAUUAUUCCAGAUUUCGAAAAUACUCGUGAAAUAUUAAUUAAAAAGUCUUUGAGCGAAAAGAAGCUUGAUUUGGCAAUUAAAAAUGGAAUGAUUUGUGAUAAAACAUAA